UUGAGUUCCAACCAGAAUUUAUAUACGGAAAUCCCUUACCAUUAGAUCUUUGUCAAGUACAUGAGUGUGGGGUCCGUCUACUGUAUGUAGAUGGGAUACAUAGCUUUGAUUUGAUCAGGUCAGGCUAUUUUUGUUUUUACCCUGUGAAUGGUGAUGAAUUGGAAACAAUGUUCCAAGCCAAGAGAGCAAGGUUCCAAGGCAUGAGAUGGGAGGAUUAUUUUGUCAUGUGUAGGACCUAUGAAUUCUUGGCGGACCUUCAGCUGCCUGAUGUUGUAGCCGAGCCAUCUAGUUUCUGCCUCCCUGGAGAUGCGACUCCGGAGUGGUUUAGCCAUCAAAGUUGGGGAUCUAAAGUAACAUUCCAGCUAUCUUCAAAUUGGACUAAUAGCAAGUUCUUGGGUUUCUCUCUUUGCGCAGUCAUUGCAUUUGGUUCUGUCAGUUAUGGUUUGCUUGUUAAAUGCACAUAUCACUUCCGCAAUAAGCAUGGUGAUAGCUGUGACCUCGAUUGGUAUCUCCAUGGUUGGUUUGAUGACCAGGGCAUCGACUCAGCAUGCAUAUUCAUGGGAUUUGAUCCCUGUGUGGUUGCCAAAGAAAGGGAUACGUUUAGUGAAUAUAGCGAGGUCUCAGUUGAAUUCCACCUGGAAAACAAUUUAUAUGGUUGUUAUGUGGUUGAGUGUGGGGUCCAUCUACUGUAUGACGGCGGGGAGUUUGGGCUCCGUCUACUGCAUGCCAAUGAUGAAGAUAAGAUACAACGCUUUCAUUUGAUAAUGUCAGACUCCUCUCGUUUUUAUCCUCUAGAUCGAGAUGAAUUGGAAGUAAGGUUCCAAGCCAAGAGAGCAAGGUUCCAAGCUGAUAGAUGGGAGGAUUAUUCUGUCAUGCGUAGGACCUAUAAAUUCUUGGCGGACCUUCAGCUGCCUGAUGUUGUAGUCGAGCCAUCUAGUUUCUGCCUCCCUGGAGAUGUAACUCCAGAGUGGUUUAGCCAUAAAAGUUGGGGAUCUACAGUAACAUUCCAGCUAUCUUCAUAUCGGGCUAGUAGCGAGUUCUUGGGUUUUUCUCUUUGCGCUGUCAUUGCAUUUGAUUCUUUCAGCCAUUGUUUGUAAGUUAA
Molecule: messenger RNA, 1102 nt
Organism: Populus euphratica (Euphrates poplar)
Lineage: Eukaryota; Viridiplantae; Streptophyta; Magnoliopsida; Malpighiales; Salicaceae
Exons: 4
Coding region: 168-1097 (309 amino acids)
Source: RefSeq, a predicted model, not a curated record